AUUUUUUUUUAUUAAUAUAAAUUUAUUUUUUUGAAAGUGAGCAUAAACCAAUGAUGCAGUCCUUGAAGAAGAACAUUUCGCAUCUUUCUUUGGCAAUGAAGCAGCUGUAUUAUCACCCACAGCAUCGCGGGCUUCUGGCUGUCUCGGGCCGAUCACAAGUUCCUCACAAGCGCUGCAUGGAUACAUUGUAUGGUGCAGAGUCGUGUGAGGAUUGUGCCGAAUCGUACCAAAUGCCUUCGGCGCGUCCGGACUUGAAGCCGAUGGAGCAGCCAGAUCCGUUCAAGGCAAAGGAUCCGUGCUGGCAGUCUCUGCGACGUACGGAGUACAAGUGUCGAACAGAUCCCGAGUUUUUACUGGAAUCAUUCAUUGACGCAAGAAAGAAGUGUUUAGCGGACCCAUGUGCAUGGGAUGUGCCACGUGCGGACUUAACUCACUAUAAACCAUCCGAUAAGCUCAAGCGCAAAUAUCAGCGCACUUGGAUUAAGUGUGUUGUGAAGCGACGCAAGGUUAAGAUGCAGUGCUUCUGUAAGCCAGUUAUGCACAAGCGUCGCAAGUUCAAGCCAAUGAAAAAUCCAACCGGCAGCGCAGCAACUGAAAUGUUCACCAUGGGUACCCCUGACUUGGGAUUAGCAAAGUGCUCGAAAAAGAAGAAGAAAACGCCCUGUCCUCGAGUAGGAAUGCCUUUUUGCAAGCCAGCCAGAUUCCCGCCGUCUUGCAAGGAGUCUGCUCGAAAGCCAUCCAAUUGCCGCAAGCGUUUGACAAAAUAUCCAGCGUUCUCGGAGUGUCUCAUUGAUCCCCUGCCUGACGCACCACCCAUUGAAUGCAAUUGCCUAAAGACGCCGAUGAUGUGUCAAGUAUGGGAGUAUUAUCGAAAUAGGAAAUCUUAAAAAAACCAAACGAAUUAAAUGUAUUUCAAAAAAAUA
Messenger RNA from Drosophila innubila, 923 nucleotides. RefSeq lists its product as uncharacterized. NCBI's taxonomy places the organism in Eukaryota, Metazoa, Arthropoda, Insecta, Diptera, Drosophilidae. The transcript has a single exon. The coding region runs from base 51 to 887 and encodes 278 amino acids. The record is from RefSeq and is a predicted model, not a curated record.